Drosophila kikkawai is the source of this 5519-nucleotide messenger RNA. The record is from RefSeq and is a predicted model, not a curated record. NCBI's taxonomy places the organism in Eukaryota, Metazoa, Arthropoda, Insecta, Diptera, Drosophilidae.
CGUUUGUUGUUGUUUGGCUGAGUGGGCGAUUUUCGUGGGCGUUUUGUAGAUUUUUUGUUGUUGCCGUUGUUUGCCAUUUAGAACACAAUUUUCAGCGUUGGCUAAAAACUAGUUAGGCAUAAAAAAAAAAUAAUAACGCACAACGUGACUAGCGUUGUGUGGUAUUAACAAAAUUUCAAUUUCUUUCAUAGGCAAAACAGAAAUAACAAAAGACCGGCAAAUCUAAAUUUAAAAACGACAAAAAUUACAACAAAACGAGAAAAACAAAUAUGCAUGCCUCUGACAUUGCCCAUGACGGCCAGGCAACAACAACAACAAUAAAAAAAAGCCACAUCGAUUUGCAUUUGUUUCAACUUUGCUCUAAUCAAAAUCAGACACUCACACGCACCUCGCUAUCAACAAUCAAAGUGUAACGGGCGCUGUAAAGUUUCGUAAACUCAAACCACAAAAAAAAAAAUUCAUAAAAAAUACAACAAUUUAAAUGUUCCACAAAAUGUAAAUGUUCAAAUUUCUUGUUUCAUUUUGGAAAACAGCUUGAACAAAUCGGGUUGCAAAGCCAAAAUAACAACAACGAAAAAAUUAAAGAAAACCACUUAAAAUCGGUGUGCCAGACAAGUGGAAAAAUCCGAGGCUUUUAAGAGAAGGCCAAACCCAAAAAUCGCGCAGCAGCCAGGGACCUAUGCAAAUUCUGGAGAAAUCUCAACUGUGCAGCUGGAGCUGGAGCUGCUAGAUACAACUGGCAGAUAGAUUGCUCGGAGAGCACAUUUCCGCACUCGGUGGGACAGUGGGACGAGUCUGUUUGUUUACUGCACCGAGAACCCACCGAGAAGAACCACACAAUGCCCGGCCACUUGCAUGCCAUCGAUCUCUGAGAGGCUCCAGUCCUCCACCUCCUCCUCUGGAUUCUCCUCUUGCAAUAUUUGGAGAGCACUGCAGCCGUUGCUGGUGGUGCAAUCGCCAGAUAAAUUCUAAUAAAUAGCCAGACAACAGCAUACUUGGCAUACAAAUAAAUAAGAAUCGAAGAACGCAAGAACGCGGAAAGCGGAACGAACGCACAUUGCAACAGUUUCGGAUUGAAAAUUCAAAUUCACCCGAGGUGUGGAGUGCAUUGGCCAGACCAAAUCGGGCCAUAAUCCCCCCACAACACCUCCUCCCGGACUUCUUAUUUUUCGAGGCAACAUAGACGUAGGUCGCGGCCAAAGUGUUCCAAGGCAGAGGCAGAGGCAACCGGAGCGAGGUGUACACCUUUGGCACCAUGGAGGGCGGUUACGUCAACGAAGAGGAUUCAGAUGCCAUAAUGGGUGUGGAAAGUCCAGCCAUCAUAUCCUAUACCAAUCCCAAACUGCAAAUCCCAUUAAUGGCGUCCGCAAUUUACGCGCCCACCACCACCACAACAUCAGCAGCACCAGCAGCCACUCCGACAUCUGCAUCCAAAACCGCAUCCGCAUCCGCAUCUGCUUCUGCUUCAUUAUCAUCACCGCCAGGUUCAUCAUCAGCAGCCUCCGCCGCUCCGGCAGGCGGUGGUCCUUUCCACGGAUUUGUUGCCAAAUUGCGUAGUUUUAAAUUCGACGAUACGAAAAAUAUAAGAAAACGAUUUCAUUUCGAUUACAUAUCGAAGGACAGAUUUUUGGGCGGUCAACUCAAGACCAAAAACGGCCAAAAAUAUGUUUUCAAUGGACCUCCGUCGGGGGUUUAUGUUUCCAAGGCUUGCCUGGUCAUCGCCGCCUUCAUCUUUCUGGUGGCCCUGCUCUUCUCCAUUGCAAUCACCUACUUUGUGACCCGGCAGGGAAUCAGCCCCAAGGAAGUGGGUUCCGGCUGCAUCAACCCAUCAUCAGCCGCCGAUCAUCCCAUCCAAACUGCCGGCUGGGUGAGUGUUAACUCCCCGCCGCCUCCGAAAGUGGACACGCCCUCACCAACCACGAGUGCACCACCCACCCCGGAGCUACCGCCCAUUGUGGAACCAGAGAAGAAGGUGGCGGUGGCUCCACCAGUGGGUGACAUACCAGUGCCGGCAACAGAAAUUGAGGAUAACACCACCAAGCCCACGGAUCGACCCCUCAAGCUGUACGAAGGCUGGCGGCCCCUGCACUACAGCCUGCUCAUCGAGCCCCAUGUGGAGGUGUCGGCCAGCAAUGGCAGCCUGACCAUCGAGAUCGAACGGGAUAUGUCCAAGGUGACCAGCUGGGAGCCCAUUGUGCUUGAUGUCCACAACGUAAGCAUCUCCAAUGUAAGGGUAAUACGUGCUCCACUGCCGGGCAGGACCAGCAAUGCCAGUGACGAGCAGGAGGUGGACUUUGACAGCGAUUAUGGCGAUGAGAAUGGCACCUUUGUGAUCGGUUUGGACAAGGCCCUGUCGGGGGAGACACAGCUAAGACUGCUCCUGAGCCUGGACUUUGUCAGCCAGCUGACGGAUACACUGCAGGGCGUCUACAAGACCAGCUACAUUAAUCCAGACACCAAGAAGACUGAAUGGGUAAUCAGCACACAGUUCUCUCCCAUCGAUGCUCGCCGAGCCUUUCCCUGCUUCGAUCGUCCCGACAUGAAGGCCAACUUCACCAUCAGCAUUAUCCGGAGCACCGAGUUCAAGAUGUCCCUGUCCAACAUGCCCAAGGCGCAUACCACUCGCUACCGACCUGGCUACAUCAGGGAUGACUUCCUCACUACUCCCAAAAUGCCCACAUACCUGGUGGCCUUCAUCGUGUCCAACAUGGUGGAUUCGCAAUACGCUAAGCUAGACAGUGAGAUGGCGCCACGAGUGGAGCUCUGGACAAGAUCGCCGUAUGUGGAGAUGACCCACUACGCCUACAAGAUGGUGCGCAAGUUCCUGCCCUACUACGAGGAUUACUUUGGCAUAAAGAACCAGCUGCCCAAGAUCGAUUUGGUGUCCGUGCCAGAGUUCGGAUUCGGGGCAAUGGAGAACUGGGGAUUGAUUACGUUCCGGGACUCGGCGCUGCUCGUGCCCGAGGAUCUGGAGUUGGCCUCCUCUUCGUAUCACAUGCAAUUCGUGGCCGAUAUUGUUGCCCAUGAGCUGGCCCAUCAGUGGUUUGGCAACCUGGUGACGCCCAAGAGAUGGGACGAUCUCUGGCUGAAGGAGGGCUUCGCCUGUUACAUGAGCUUUAAGGCCCUGGAGUUCUCCCAUCCAGAGUUCCAGGUAAUGGACACUUUCACCGUCUCGGAGUUUUCCGCUUCCAUGGAACUGGAUUCGGACAAUACCACCCACGCCAUUUCCUUCGAGGUGCGCUCCACUAGCGAUGUCCAACGCAUCUUCAACCCGAUUAGUUACUCCAAGAGCACGAUCCUGCUGCGCAUGUUGAACUCGAUUGUGGGUGAAGAGGCCUUCCGCUCGGCCACUCGGGAUCUGCUAAAGAAGUUUGCCUAUGGCAACAUCGACAGAGAUGACCUGUGGGCCAUCCUCACGCAACAUGGUCACGAGCAGGGCACGCUGCCAAAGGAUUUGUCUAUUAAGCAGAUUAUGGAUUCAUGGAUCACGCAGCCCGGCUAUCCCGUGGUCAAUGUGGAGCGUCGAGGCGUUGAUUUGGUGCUGCGCCAGGAGAGGUACCUUUUGCCCACCAAGAACCCUGCGGACCAGAGCCGCUGGUUUAUACCCAUCACCUUUGAGACUGACGAGCUGCACAAGGGCGACAAUGUCCCAACACACUGGAUGCGUAGCCAGGACGAGGAGGAGCUCAUCGUGAGCGAUGUCUUCACGAACAGUGCCAAUAACGACAACGUGAUUUAUCUGAAUCUGAACCGUCAGGGCUACUACCGGGUCAACUACGACCUGACCUCCUGGCUGGCCCUCAAGAAGAACUUUAGCAUGCUGCCGAGGAUAACCCGGGCCCAGCUGCUGGACGAUGCCCUGCACCUGGCGCAGGCGGAGUACCUGACCUAUGAUAUACCUUUGACCUUCCUAAUGGAGCUAUUCACGGCUGUGGACGACGAGUUGCUGUGGAGCGCCGCCAACCGGGGACUCAACUCUCUGGCCAACAACCUCAAGAGAGAGCCUGCCUAUGAGACAUUUAGGGCCUUCAUGAAGUUUAUUGUACGCCCCGCCUUUGAUCGGUAUGGUCUGAAUGAGCCGGACAAUGAGUCGCAUCUACAGCUGCAGCACCGAGCCUUGGUGGCCAACUUGGCCUGCAAAUUCAACUAUGAUCGCUGCACCCAAGUGGCCCAGAUGAAGUUCCGGGAGUGGAUGCGGGAUCCCAAGAAGAAUCCCAUCAAGCCGAAUCUCAAGUCAGUGAUUUACUGCACAGCUCUGGCGGAGGGCUCUUUCCAGGAGUGGUACUUCGCCUACAAGCAGUACAAGACGACAACGAGUGCCUCGGAGAAGGAGGAGAUCCUGGGCUCGCUGGGUUGCACCACCAAGCCUUGGCUGCUGUCCAAGUACCUCAAUAUGACCAUUAAUCCCACAUCGGGCAUCCUAAAGCAGGAUGGAGACCGGGCCUUCAUGGCUGUGGCCUACAAUGCCGUGGGCCAUGAGCUAGCCUUUGACUUUCUGCAGAGCAACAUCAAGGAGAUUGCCGAAUACUAUGGCGAUGGCUUCUCCACUGUGUCUGCCAUGAUCAAAUCGCUGACCGUCUACAUGAACAGGGACUACCAUAAGCACAAGCUACAGGACCUGGCCGCCAACUGCCGCAAGCUGGGCCUGCGGGCCGUGGAAUCCACCAUUAAUCUGGCUCUGGAGCAGGUGAACAACAACAUCUACUGGCGCAAGCACUCCUACGACAGCCUGAAGGUCUUCCUGGAGGGCAUUGUCAGCGAGUUCCAGAUCAACAUCUUCUAAGCCAAUGGGGAAAACUCAAAUUGAUUUCAACCAAAAAAUACGCGUUUUAGUUAUGUAACCACUACCAUUAUUUGUAUUCAUGCGAAGGCCUCAAAUUAAUUUAAUGAAACGAAUUAUUUGCGAAAAGUGAUAUAAACGUGUAAGUUAGUUUAGGUAACCGAUUUACUUUUUGCAAUUGUAUAUUUAUUUAUUUGUAAGACGCGCUUCUUCUGCUUCUUGGCAUUGCUCUGCAACGUUCCUAGUAAAAAUAGAAAGCAACCGGAAAAUACACACAAAUAGUUCGAUCUUCGAAUAGCUCUCAUUCACCGCAUCACUUUUAGGCCUCACUUGAUGCACUAUAUAUCCUAUAUAUACUGCAAAUCUAAUGCUGCUUGUGUAAAAUCUGUAUUACCCUUAUGAGUGUCGAGUCCUUACGUUCGUACACACCCCCUAGGUCCUAAGCGAAUCAAUCUAGCACUAAGCGAACCAAAAAUCUAUUUUGUAGUCAGUCCUAAAUCAAGCUGGGAGUAGUCGAGGUGGGGAUAAAACCGAGUGUCCUUAAUGCAUGGUUUUGAAAUGUUGCUGUGGCAAGGAGAGUACACACCCACACACAAAUAUAUUUAUUAACGUACGAGUACCUAUUAUGUAUUUUGUAAAGCCCAACACACACGGGAAUACUUGUAUCGCUGCUGCACAACCAUGUAAAUAAGUUUUAAAGCCUACACUAAACAUUUAAAUAAACUAUGUAUUUACGUAA